Molecule: messenger RNA, 1425 nt
Organism: Giardia duodenalis
Lineage: Eukaryota; Fornicata; Diplomonadida; Hexamitidae
Exons: 1
Coding region: 1-1425 (474 amino acids)
Source: RefSeq, a predicted model, not a curated record
AUGAAUCAGGAUAUUGAGGGGCUUCAAGCAGAACUCAAGCUCUUAAAAGAGGAGAAGCGGACAGCACUUUCCCAAAUAGAGCACUCCACAGCAGAGCUAAGCCGAAAACACAAGCUUCUUAACAGACUUCACAUGGCAAUAAUGGGAAUGUCUCAGCGGGUCGAGGGAAAUGCUGCCAUAAAGCGGCGGCUAAAUGAUCUUCUUGGGAUAGUAGAAUCCCAUAAAUUACCGCCGUCUGUUAGCAAGACGGAGAUGAAGGAGCUAUUAACAGAACUCGGACUUCUAAGAGAGCGCCUCAUUCAGGAAGCGGCGCGGCGCAUUGUGCUUACCAACACCUUCGAUGGCUUAAUUGGGCCAGCAAAGCUUAAUGUUGUCGUCUCAGUGGAGCAAUACGCACAGCUUAAGACCCCGAAUGGGUUGCCCGUCAAAAUAGAGAAUUCAAGCGUUACCGUCACUCUACCAUCUUCAAAGGCUCCGUUCAAAGGGCUCUUUUCCAGCAAUACAAUGAGUUUCGACAUCACGGAUGUUUAUACAAUUGAUAGAAUCCACGAUUCAUUGGCCAAUUUUCCUCUUCGGUCUCAUAUCUACUCCGGCACCAAUGUUCUAUUUCUGGGCUUGGGCACCGUCUUGGGGUCCCAGGCACUUUUUGGUACUGCAGACAACACACAGGGAUCCGUACUGGACCUACUAUUGAGUCAAAUUUAUUACAGAAGCAUUGACACAGAAGACUACUACCUAAAGUUUAUUAGUGACAACCAGAAACGUAAUGUGCAGCUGAUAAGUAUAGAGGCUGAGCUUCGAGCCCGUGGGGUGGACCAAACAGGCGGGACGACGACUUCUAGAUUAGCAGCUAAGCUAGCUGCGGUAUCUUUUCAGGGGAAUGGUAUCAUUGAUCUCCUCGAUUCUGCAAAUGAUUCUGUAUCUGUUAUUUCUGUCCAAAAUUUGGAGUCUUUCCACCUGGUUGACAGAUCCUCAUCUGCUCAGCCUUCGUCUCCACAGCCCGCCUUAGCUGCUGGUGGGGUUGGAAUACCCUUGCUUGUCGGAGCCACAAAGCUAAUUUUUUCUGGAGACACUCAUGCACGGAGUUUGAUCUCAUCGAUUUUAGCAGAUGUAUGUCUUGAACUGGACACCUUAAUGCUUGUCUUCGAGAUCUACUCUGGACCAACUUGUGUUUCAACAGUAGGAUUGUGUCAGACUUAUAGUCCUGAGGCAGUAAAAGCAUAUACUUCUCCAGAAUCAGUGGAUGAUCCCCUCUACGCAGCUUUUGGCGAUACUCUCCGAGGCCUCUUUGGCCCCUCUUCGUCUGCCAAUCUGCUAGUUUUUGCCGGCGUUGACUUAGAAAAUCCGCUUACUGCAGCAUCUACCCUCGAACCCAUCAGCGGAAUUCAGAAGUCACGCACAGUGGCUGUCAGAGACUUCAUGUAA